This is a messenger RNA of Tilletiopsis washingtonensis, 921 nucleotides long. RefSeq names its product ClpP/crotonase. The coding region runs from base 19 to 921 and encodes 300 amino acids. The transcript is spliced from 6 exons. Gene Ontology annotation, molecular function: enoyl-CoA hydratase activity. Gene Ontology annotation, cellular component: mitochondrion. Gene Ontology annotation, biological process: fatty acid beta-oxidation. The record is from RefSeq and is a predicted model, not a curated record. NCBI's taxonomy places the organism in Eukaryota, Fungi, Basidiomycota, Exobasidiomycetes, Entylomatales.
CUCGUCCAGCCCUCAAAGAUGCUCCGCACAGCCACUGCCACUCUGCGUGCUCCCCUGCGCUCCAGCGCCGCCGCGCCUCUGCGCGUGCGCGCGCUGCACUCCACGCUGCCCCGCCUGACGGCCACGCCUCCCACGACGGACGCCGGCGCGUACAAGAACAUCCUCGUCUCGGCGGCCGGCAACGGCGUGACGCUCAUCACGCUCAACCGCCCCAAGGCGCUCAAUGCCCUCAACUCGGAGCUCUUCACCGAGCUCAACGAGGCGACGGCGGCGGCGGACGAGGACCCCAGUGUGGGCGCCAUCGUGAUUACGGGCAGUGAGAAGGCCUUCGCCGCCGGCGCCGACAUCAAGGAGAUGCGCAACAAGGAAUUUGCAGAGGCGUACAAGGGCAACUUCCUCGGCCAUUGGACGAAGAUUUCGCAGAUCCGCAAGCCCAUCAUUGCGGCUGUGAGCGGCUAUGCGCUCGGCGGCGGCUGUGAGCUGGCGAUGAUGUGCGACAUCAUCCUAGCAGCUCCCAACGCCAACUUUGGGCAGCCCGAGAUCAACCUCGGCGUGAUUCCCGGCGCCGGCGGCUCACAGCGUCUGACGCAUGCCCUCGGCAAGUCGCUCUCCAUGGAGAUUGUCCUCACCGGCAAGAACGUCACCGCCGACGAUGCAGAGCGGCACGGCCUCAUUUCGCGCGUCGUGCGCGAGGGAGACGUGGUGGAGGAGGCCAUCAAGGUGGGAGCGACAAUUGCAAAGAAGGGACAGGUGGCUGUGCAGGCGGCAAAGGAGGCGGUGAAUGCUUCGUUCGAACUGCCCCUGGCAGAAGGCCUGCGCUUUGAGCGCCGCCUCUUCCAGGCGCUCUUUGCGACCAAGGACCAGAAGGAAGGCAUGGGUGCCUUCGCUGAGAAGCGCAAGGCCAAGUUCACCAACGAGUGA